Pieris macdunnoughi is the source of this 333-nucleotide messenger RNA. The record is from the annotation of a GenBank genome assembly. NCBI's taxonomy places the organism in Eukaryota, Metazoa, Arthropoda, Insecta, Lepidoptera, Pieridae.
AUGAAAGUAAAAAACAAACUACGUAGCGCUGAUGUCCAGGGCAUCCCCCCAAUUCUCCGAACUGGUGCUCUUGAGUUGGCUCCGGUCGUACCACGCCUUUUCUGGUACCUGUACUUGCUCAGCAAUGUCCUGAAAUGCUGGAAGACCGCAUUAAUACAUCCGAUCUCUAAAAAAGGCUAUCGAUCUGAUCCGUCCAGCUAUCGCCCAAUAACCUCCUUAUUCUCCAAAAUAAUGAAAUCCAUUAUACUGAGAUAUUUAGAGGGCCACCACCGGAUUAGCGAGUGUCAGUACGGCAUUCGUCGUGGUCGCUCAGCUGGUGACGUUCUCGUUUAA